UCAGAUCAUCGACUACAGGAUGCACUUCUAUCUUGAGUGAGGCGUGGACAGAAGUAUAAUUACAGCUCAUAAUGGCAAGUACAAGCAAUCUCAGUGCUGAGACGGCUUGUUUUCAAGAAGAGUUGAGUGAAUCACAGUGGAAGGCAUGUUCAGAUUUUGAAAAAGAAGAUCGGAACCAGAGUCUGUUUUGUAAUGCUUGCCCUGCACAAGGUCGUAGGCAAUCAAAACCAAGAAGAUGUCCACUUACCAUGUGUGUGUACAAAGACAGAGAAUUGUACCUGCAGGAGCAUGAAGAGAUUGGUAUUAAAAUCCCUCUACCUGACAUUACUAGCCUGGGUGUUCCAGUCUCUUCACUCAGUUGCCUGGAGCAGGUCACACCCAUAGCCAGGCACAGACAGGAACACUAUCUCCUUCACUUUAGAAUAACUCCAGAUAAGUUGGAGCCGGAGCAAGCGUGCUAUCUUUUUCUGGCAGUCAAUUCUGAGGGUGGGGAAUUCGCGUUCUUCACCAUGGAAAUGCAGGAGUUUCUGGAUGUUUUGGCCUGUGCCAGGGGAAUUGGCUGUGACCCACCUUUAGCUUGCUUGCUUUCUCACCACAAAGAAUUCCAUGUGUCCAAUGUCUGUCAUGUGGAGAUAUAUCAUCAUGAUUGUCAUGGUGAGACUUCAGACUCAGUCUACCAGGUACCACAACUCAUCAAGACCCACAUCAUCCCACUAUUCCUCUCAAGCCCACCUCACUCCAUUCUACCCAUGGUGCUCUUUCACCCGUUGACUGAUGACAAGCUCGUGUUUUUUCACCUGAAUUCUGAACAGCAUGUGGAGUUUGAAAGGGUCUCUGAGGCUUGGCUGAGUGAAUACAGCCUUCAGGCAAUACCUGAAUAUACUAAGCUGAAUUUACUUAGUGUGUUAGAGGAAAUGGCAGCCACAAAGCCAAAGUUUCAGAAUGCAGAGUUUUCCCAGAUGGUUCAUGUUUUGGCUGUGAGUUUUACCCUCACUGACAUGUCACGACGAGGACUCCGCAGUGUUGCUGUCAUCCUCCUCAACGCAUACAGCUACCAGAGUCUAAAGAAGAUAAUUUUGCCUGUACAGACUUUGCCUGAACAUGUAUCCCUUCGUAGUGGAAACUGGAUUGACCCCGAAAAACUGGUGUGCUUUAAGUCUUACACUCCAGUGUUUAGCAAGUGUGGUCAGAAAAUGGCGGUGGCCAGAUGCCUGGGGCGCAAAACCAGUGUGUAUGUGUACAGAAUUCCUGUUUGUAUCAGUUUGCAGAGUCAGUGUCGCAGGGUCUUAAGAAAACAUGCGACCAAACAGGGAAUCCAGUCAUUACCAUUGCCUCCCAUUCUUCGUAAAUACCUUGAGUUUUCCUAA
Messenger RNA from Liolophura sinensis, 1367 nucleotides. RefSeq lists its product as uncharacterized. The transcript has 2 exons. The coding region runs from base 72 to 1367 and encodes 431 amino acids. Lineage: Eukaryota; Metazoa; Mollusca; Polyplacophora; Chitonida; Chitonidae. The record is from RefSeq and is a predicted model, not a curated record. Gene Ontology annotation, biological process: intracellular signal transduction.